UUAAUGUAUGUCUUUGAUUUUAGCGGGGUAGAUUUACUAACACCUUUGUGAUUUAAUCUUGUAUGGUUCCGUCGUUGUUUGCAGCGGAAUCCAAAGACGUACGGAACGUUCAAGUUACAGAAAUCUAAUUGUGCACUUUUCUUCCAACCGACUAGGAAAUGGAAGAAAAAGCGUUGAAAAUCUUAGUGUGCGGGGACGUCGAAGGCAAGCUCGGAGCUCUCUUCAGCAGAGUGCAAAGCAUCCAGAAGAAGACUGGACAGUUUGACUUACUUCUGUGCGUUGGGGAAUUCUUUGCAUCGACCCCGGAAGCCGAGGAGGAGUGGCAGCAGUACAAAACUGGAGCAAAGAAAGCUCCCAUCCACACGUACGUCCUGGGAGCAGGAAGCCAGGAAACGGCCAAGAGGUUCCCCAGUGCAGACGGUUGCGAGCUGGCUGAUAACAUUACAUAUUUGGGUCGCCGGGGAGUGUUCACUGGGGUGUCGGGCCUGCAGAUCGCCUACGUCAGCGGGCGCGAGGCUCCGCAGGAACCGGCGCCAGCUCACUGCUUCACUCCAAAAGAUCUGACGGCCCUGCUGGACCCGCUGUCUGCCGGCGGCCAUUUCCGAGGCGUCGACAUCCUGCUGACCUCGCAGUGGCCCAGGGGGGUGUGGCACUAUGCAAACAACCCGGAAGUCAACACAAAAUCCUGCGGAAGCAACUCCAUCGCAGACCUGGCUGACAAACUGAAGCCGAGAUACCAUUUUGCGGCACUAGAAGGCGCUCACUAUGAAAGGUUACCAUACAGGAAUCACGUGGUCCUGCAGGAAACAGCUCAGCACGUCACUCGCUUCAUCGCCUUGGCGACAGUCAACAACAUUGCCAAGAAGAAGUACCUGUACGCCUUCAACAUCAUCCCCAUGAAGACGAUGGCUCCGUCAGAGCUGGUCAAGCAGCCGCCGGACGUGACAGAGAACCCGUACAGGCGGCUCACCAAAGACAAGGAGACGCUGAAGAGCAGCUUGGGCAUCACAGAGGAGGAGGCGCCGAGCACCCAGUUCUUCUUUGACCUCAGCGGGGGUGCCGGGGGCGGCGCUCGCGGCCGUGGUGGCAGGAAGAGGCCACUAGAGGGCGACUGGUCAGCACGCAAGCAACCUCGCAAGCAGCCUCUCCCCCCCGGCGAGUGCUGGUUCUGCCUGGCGAGUCCUCAGGUGGAGAAACAUCUGGUGGUCAGCAUCGGGACACACUGCUACCUGGCGCUGGCCAAAGGCGGGCUGAACACAGGGCACGUGCUCAUCCUGCCCAUCGGACACUACCAGUCCACAGUGGAGCUGGCCUCCGAGGUGCUGCAGGAGAUGGACAAGUACAAGGAGGCGCUCAGGAGCUUCUAUAAGAGCCGCGGCCAGCGCUGUGUCCUCUUUGAGAGGAACUACAGGAGCCAGCACCUGCAGCUUCAGGUGGUGCCGGUGCCGCUGGAGCGCUGCACCACCGACGACAUCAAGGAGGCUUUUGUGCUGCAGGCUCAGGAGCAGCAGAUGGAGCUGAUGGAGAUUCCGCAACACAGCGAUCUCAAGCAGAUUGCCCCGCCCGGCACGCCAUACUUCUACGUGGAGCUCGACGCUGGGGAUAAGCUCUUCUACCGUAUCCGGAGGAAUUUCCCGCUACAGUUUGGAAGGGAGGUUCUGGCCAGCGAGGCGCUGCUCAACAUUCCCACGCGAGCCGACUGGAAGGAGUGCAAACAGAGCCGAGCGGAGGAGGAGGCGGCGUGCGCGCAGCUCAGAGACGCCUUCCAACCGUUCGACUUUGCCUGGGAAGAUUAAAGCUUUUUGCUUUUUCCAAAAAGUGUAAAUAAAGUCACAUUUUCAAUA
Messenger RNA from Syngnathus acus (greater pipefish), 1844 nucleotides. RefSeq names its product CWF19 like cell cycle control factor 1 (gene cwf19l1). Gene Ontology annotation, cellular component: post-mRNA release spliceosomal complex. Gene Ontology annotation, molecular function: RNA lariat debranching enzyme activator activity. The coding region runs from base 159 to 1796 and encodes 545 amino acids. Lineage: Eukaryota; Metazoa; Chordata; Actinopteri; Syngnathiformes; Syngnathidae. The transcript is spliced from 14 exons. Gene Ontology annotation, biological process: mRNA splicing, via spliceosome. The record is from RefSeq and is a predicted model, not a curated record.